Molecule: messenger RNA, 3430 nt
Organism: Daphnia carinata
Lineage: Eukaryota; Metazoa; Arthropoda; Branchiopoda; Diplostraca; Daphniidae
Exons: 3
Coding region: 145-3198 (1017 amino acids)
Source: RefSeq, a predicted model, not a curated record
UGUGAAUUCGUGCUAAUCAGGAAUAUUAUAAACCAAAGAUUUUAGGAAGAUCCGUAGUGGUUUCCCAAUAAUAAACUUCUUUUCCAUAUUUUGCAGGUAGUAUUACUCUAGUUGAUACCAACUUAAUCCUAAUAGUUCUAAUGCAUGAGCCCUAAAGCCAGAUCAUUUGGAAGAAUAAUCAAUACUGCCACAAAGAUGACAUAUGCACACCGCCAACAAGUGAUUUUUACCCUUGAAGAUCUCAAACACAGCACCGAAUUUCCUGUUAGUGCCAGUGGAUCCGAGCUUGCACCAAAAAAUUAUCUGACAUCCUUUAGUCUCUGUACUGGUGAUGAAAUAUCAGUUCCUGUAUCCAAGAAUCACCUCAGCCUGCUUGAAGAAUUGGGAGAAAAAAUAGGAAUGAGCAAUUGGCAAAUUGAGUGCCGCAUUGGUGCAUCAGAGAUUAUCUUAUUCUCUCCUUCAGAUUCCUCUGCAUCUCUGCUGCAUGAACUAAUUGCUUUGUCUCUUAGAGACUUCCAAGAAUUCAGCCAAGGGAUAGAAUCUGUGGAAGCAAACCUGUCACAUCUUUCCCUUUAUAGGGCUGUUGAAGCCAAUGAUGAUGUUAAUUAUGAUGUCGAGCCGAAACGCUACACUUCUGUUGUAAACAACGCGAAAUGGACGGGAUCGUUUGGAACUCUUAUGUUACAAAUCCCUGUUAUGGGUGGAUUCCGCGGUGGCGAUUUCCGUCUAAAAAAUCGGAAACAGCAAAGCAAAUUAUUCAACACCUCUCGAAAUAGCCAUCACGCUUUUCAUGUGACUGCGUUUUAUGACGAUUGUCAAGCCUUGAUGGAACCUAUAACGAAAGGCUCUCGCAUUGAUUUCGUAUUUAACCUACGAUACAAAGAUCCAACCAUAGGGAUCGCCCUACCGUUGAGUGAAGAUUGUAGCAGCCCAUUGUAUCGUAUAUGGCAAUCACCUCAGAACGAUACUCAUGCCGGAGCCGUUGCACAAUUAUCGAAGAAUGAACAAAAAUUCAGAGAUCUGUUCAGUGAUUGGAAGAAAAUUGAUCACUGUCGAGUAGAGCUGUAUGCUGUGCCCUUGGAGCAUGAUUAUUGCAAACAAAAUUUAUCGUUUAACUCACUGAAAGGCAUUGACCGUUCCACGGUUAAUCUCAUUUUAUCCAUCCUUGGAGAUUUUGUCGAGGUUCACCUUGCGAUCGUCACGAAAUACAUAGGAUAUAAAGAAGACGAUUGGAUAACAUCCGGAAGAGAGCAUCUGAUCAGAAAAAACCAAGGAAAGAGUCCUAAAUAUUUCCGCGAAAACGAAUGGGUUGAACACUGGGCUGGAAACUGGGUGGAUCUUCAGAAUCGUCGCCUCGUAUUGCCACCGCUUUCGAUUGUCGUUCCCGAUGAGCUAUUAGGAUUUGAUGAAGCAGUUUUCCAUUCCGAUCCACCUCACCACGGCGGAAAAUUUGACGGACACACGUUUGAUCGAGCUGCCGUCAUUAUGUGGCCCAGGAAUCAAACCUUCUCUACCGCCAUCAGUUUUGGAUUAGAUCAAGCUUUGGAUGUUGUUGAGAACGCUUCAAAGGAAAGUGUUUCUUCCCUUAUCCUCACCGAAACGAAAAAAACUCAAAUGCUGUACUUGUUAGCCCUAUGCAAAAAGGAACCGAACAAGUCAUGGUUUGCGUCUUCGUCGGAGUGUAGCGAUCUGCGUUGCGAUAGAGCUAUCACAGUCCCUUUGCAAGUUGCAUUCAAGAGGGCCCUUCGCUUGAUUCAUCUUUGUUUGAUUUGGAACUUACCGGAAUGUGGUCUGGAGCUGCUCUGUCUUCUCUUUACUGGCUUUGACACAACAAAUUAUCGUUGUCACCAAUGUUCCAUGUCGAACGAAUCAACCGCCUUUGUAGGCGGUAUUUGUUCUAAGGAAGUGGCAGACAAACUAGCAGAAUUGGUUGUAAUGCUUGACACGUGGAGUUCUAGCAUUGUCAAUGAUUGCUUGAAGCCGUUGAUCAACGAAAAAACGUCAUUCGAUCUAAGCCAGACUGGACAUCUUGCAGAUUUCGCGGCUUGUCUCUUCCACCGCCAGUGCUUCGAAGCGGCAAUCUAUAUCAGUGAUCAGGUUUACAGAAUGCUGACCAACUUUUAUUUGAUUGAACUUACUGAAUCGCAAUCUACAGAUAGCGUUGUAGGUACUUGCAUCAAUAUGCUGGUUUUGAUUGAUGGUCUACCGUCAGAGUACAGCCGACUUACUCAACUUUUAUUUCAGCUGAAAUCUUUGAGCAUUCGCCAUCCAUCAAUUGUGAUCGGUUGGCUUCAGCAAACCGAUGUGACUUUGCUUAAGUCUCUACCUCCAUACUGGGAUUUCUACGUAGAUCUUGUAACUAAACUGGAAAGUCAGCUAAUGGAAUUUGAUGAUCCCGCCAACAAGUACACAUGUUCGUUUGAAGCUCUGGAAAAGGCUGCAGCUCAAUUGAUGGUAUCGUUCCUGAAACUGCAAGACACUCAGAAACUUAAGAUACUAAUAGACAGGAUUGUAAAUUCCAAAAAUCAAGCGGCAAGAAUUUUAUUGGCAGCGAUACUUUCGUCUAGCAACAUCUGGGCCGUUCCAAUAUCAGCAUCAAUGGAAGCCACGUUAAUCACCUUGAGCGCCGCACGGGUUCAACAGCUUGUUCGCUUCAAAUUCCCCAUGUUAAAGUGGGAACAACCUGAUGCAAUCCUUAAGGAACAUCCUGCAGUGGAGCUCUUCCUCCAUUCAACCAAAGAGUCAAUGACGUACAGCACAUUUACAAGCGAAGAAGAAGCUCAGGCAUUUACGUCCAAGUAUUUCGGAGGCCAGAAGACCGUAACAGGUUACAGUGCAAAGGUGUCGGACAUUCUACGUGGGUCAGAUGGCGUGAUUUCUGUGACAAUUUUGAAGACCCCGGAAAUCUACGAAUCGUCUUUAAAGCAAUUGGCAUCUUUGGAAGCUGCACUGUCGGGUCCAAGUUUGAUGACUUGUUCACCAAGUAGAAAAGAAAUAGGGAAUGCAGUAGAAGUAGGACUGGAAGCUUCACCUUCUGUUACGGAGUCGAUUAACGAGUCGUCUUCGGCUAAACGAUCAAUAGCUCGGGUUAGUAAGAAGAGUCCGGGGGCAUUGGCGCCUCCUGGAAAACGAUCGAAGCGAAUUUCAAUAAAAAAUCAAGUACAACAAACAGAACAAGAAAAAUCCUUGACGUUAUAAUGCUUUGAUUAACCGAUGGUUUGCUCCUGGUAUGACAGCCAUUUCGUUCUAAUGUUCCUUUGAAAUAACGUGGUUGCGUUCUUUGCUAUUGUUAUUGUUUGGGUUUGAUUGUUUUUGAUGUCCAACCAAGAAAUUUCAGGUUUUAAACAGCAUUUGAAAUAAUUUGAUCUGUUAUUGUCGUUAACUUAUUUUGGGAUUUGUCAUCUCAGCAAUUUUUGUUUUCUUCGAUAAC